Messenger RNA from Scatophagus argus, 4832 nucleotides. RefSeq names its product integrin, alpha 8 (gene itga8). Gene Ontology annotation, biological process: cell adhesion mediated by integrin; integrin-mediated signaling pathway; cell-cell adhesion. Bases 302 to 3469 code for a protein of 1055 amino acids. Gene Ontology annotation, molecular function: integrin binding. The record is from RefSeq and is a predicted model, not a curated record. NCBI's taxonomy places the organism in Eukaryota, Metazoa, Chordata, Actinopteri, Scatophagidae. The transcript has 30 exons. Gene Ontology annotation, cellular component: external side of plasma membrane; integrin complex.
GUGUGUGUGUGUAGGGGGUAAAGUUUUGUGCAGAAGACGGGGGCGCGGUUGUGUAGUCUUGUAGUCUGGACAGACCUGGUGGUUUCAGGGUGUCAGGAGGCAACUUUUGGGGGAGCGCAGCAGAACGCAGUGAUCCAGUGACAGCCGGCGGGACAAAGCUACCUCACCUGCACGGAGGAAACACUCUCUCUCUCUCUCUCUCUCUCUCUCUCUCUCUCUCUCUCUCUCUCUCUCUCUCUCUCUCUCAAGUUCCCUCUCACUCUAGGGGGGAUAGUGUGCAGUUGCGUGCACUUCUCUGGGGAUGGAGCGUGUGUGGGACUCUGUGUCUUCCGCUGGGAUGUUUAUUCUCGGGGUGUUAUCGGUGUUGUGUCCGGCGCUAAAUGGAGUUUGGAGUUUCAACAUUUACGCAGAGCAUCCUACGGUUUACAGGGGACCCGAGGGAAGUUAUUUCGGUUAUUCUGUAGACUUCUAUCAAGCUACCAACGACAGAAACACGAUAAGUGUGUUGGUGGGGGCUCCCAAGGCGAACACCUCCCAGCCUGGCAUAGUGGAGGCUGGGGCAGUCUACUACUGCCCCUGGCCCGGGCAGCCCCACAGCUGCAGACAGAUACCUUUUGACAAUUCCAAUAACAGGAUGAUAAAAGUCAAUGGCACCAGAGAGCCUCUUGAGUUUAAGUCACAUCAAUGGUUUGGAGCAUCGGUCAGGACACACAAAGGAAAAGUGGUGGCAUGUGCUCCUCUUUACCACUGGCGGACAGUGAAGCUGAGUGGGGAGAAGGACCCCGUGGGGACCUGCUAUGUGGCCGUCCAGAACUUCAGCGCCUACGCUGAGUACUCACCCUGCAGGACCAAUGAUCCAGAUCCAGAGGGACAGGGGUUCUGUCAGGCUGGCUUUAGUGUGGAUUUCACCAAGGAAGGAAUGCUGGUGGUAGGAGGACCUGGAAGCUUUUACUGGCAAGGUCAGGUAAUGACAGCGGGGAUAGCUGAGAUACUGAACGGCUACUCUUUGAAGGCAGUGCUGAGACGGGUUCCAGGAGAGAAACACACCAGAGCUGCUGAGGACACACAUGACGACAGCUAUCUCGGUUACUCUGUGGCAGUGGGAGAGUUUACAGGAGACUCUGAACAAGAGCUGAUAGCCGGAGUCCCAAGAGGAGCACAAAACUUUGGAUAUGUGGCACUGAUCAACUCCACCAAUCUGACCUUCAUCCAGAACUUUACAGGAGAACAGAUGGCCUCCUAUUUUGGCUACUCAGUGGCUGUCACUGACCUGAAUGGAGAUGGGACUGACGAUGUGCUAGUUGGAGCGCCCCUCUACAUGGAGAGAGAACUGGAGAGCAAGCCCAGAGAGGUGGGGAGGGUGUACCUAUACCUACAGAUGGCCGCUCUCACUUUCUCCACACCUGUUGCCCUCACCGGCACACACACCUUCGGGCGCUUCGGCACGGCUAUAGCACCCAUGGGAGAUAUCAACCAGGAUGGAUACAAUGACGUGGCAGUGGGCUGUCCGUUCGGAGGUGAAGAGCGUGGAGGCAGAGUAUUGAUCUUUAACGGCAACAGAGACGUAGCCACACAAGGCCUGACUCUGAGCCAAGAGCUCAGAGCAGCCUGGACCCCCAGUGGCAGCUUACCUGGAUUUGGAUUCACUCUGCGAGGAGGCCAAGACCUGGACAACAAUCAGUAUCCUGAUCUGAUUGUGGGUGCGUUUGGUUCAGGCGAGGUGUCGGUGUACAGGUCUCGAGCUGUAGUGUCUGUCGAAGCUGCAAUGAUCUUGACUCCCAGAAUCCUGAACCCUGAUGACCGACAGUGUCACCUGCCUCAAACAGAUAUUAUGGUUACAUGUCUGAAGGUGGAUGUGUGUGCAGCAGUGAGCGGAGUGGGGAUCCCCAACUCUGUAGAUCUGAGAGCAGAGCUGCAGCUGGAUUGGUUGAAAGGCACCAGAGGUGGAGUUAAGAGAGUUUUGUUCCUGGACACCCAGCAGCCUCAGCGCACAGGGCUCCUAACACUGGGUGUCAACCACCCACGUGCAUGCCUGAAAUACACCAUUUACCUGAAAGAGGACGAUGAGUUCAGGGACAAAUUGACUCCUAUCUCACUGGCUCUGAACUACAGUUUGGCUCCACCCUCUCAUGACCAAAACCUCCCACCUGUCCUUAACCAUUACAGCAGCACCUUCCUUCAAGAGCAAGCCUACAUUCUCCUGGACUGCGGUGACGACAACAUUUGUAUCCCUGACCUCCAGCUCUCUGCCAGCAUGGAUCGUUCAGAGCUGGUGAUUGGAGAUGACAAUUUGGUCUUGUUGACCAUCACUGCGGUGAACCGAGGAGAGGGAGCUUAUGAGACCGAGCUCCACACACUGGUACCACCUGAGGCGGACUACAUCGGAGUGAAGCGCAACGCCGAGUCCCCGUCUCAACCAAGCUGCGAGUACAAGAUGGUCAAUGAGUCCAGGAUGGUGGUGUGUGACCUUGGAAACCCAAUGGUGGCUGGGACAGAGCUGUCUGUUGGUUUGAGGUUUUCUGUCCAAAGGCUGGAAGAUGCUGGACCGAAGAUCAGCUUUGAGCUACAGAUCCACAGCUCCAACAAAGAUAAUCCCGACAGUAACCUGGUCAGUUUGAAUCUGUCCAUUGCUGCCAUGGCUCAACUUGAUUUACGCGGGGUGUCUCACCCUUCUCAGGUGGUGCUGCCAUUCCCACGCUGGGAACCCAAAGAGAAGCCUGUCAAAGAGGACGACGUGGGGCCACAAGUAACACACAUCUAUGAGCUCCAUAACUCUGGUCCCAGCAGUAUUCAGCAGGCUGAGCUCCAGAUUGGCUGGCCCUCUCGUUUCCGUGAUGAGAACCUGCUGUAUGCCAUGGAGAUUCAAACUGACGGGCCAAUUAGCUGCAGGACAAACACCAGCCUCAACCCGCUUGGCCUUCAGAUUUCCUCUCUCCAGGACACACCUGAGUUACUGGGUUUCUUGAAGAACACCAGCAUGCCUCAUCAGCGCCACAAAAGAACCGUCACUGCUCCGCAGAGUUAUAGCGGUAAAACUUUGAACUGCACCAAUAUCUCCUGUCUGAGGAUCAUGUGUGUGGUUGGCCGCUUGGAUCGAAGGCAGAGCGCGGUGGUCAAGAUCCGCUCGAGACUCUGGGCUCAUACAUUCCUGCAGCGGCGUAACGACCCCUACAUUCUCAACUCUACUGUGUCCUUCAUGGUCAUAGCCAUGCCGUACCGCGUCCAACCCUCCAUCCUGCCUCAACACACCACCUCGAUGGGGACCCCAGUGUUAUGGGGGACUCCAGAUGUGUCCUUCGCUGUUCCACUCUGGGUCAUCAUCCUGGCCAUUCUGCUUGGGCUGCUGGUGCUAGCCAUGCUCACAUUAGCCAUGUGGAAGUGCGGUUUCUUUGACCGAGCGCGGCCACCAGCUGACGACGACAUCUCAGACCAGGAGCAGCUGACGUCUGAUCAAACAGGGGACGCCUGAGCCCCUGGCUGGAGGAAUGUGGUUUGUGAGGGGAAUUGCACCUUCUGAAUAAUUUAAACCAGAUCUGAGAUCCGUAUUAGUCGGGCCCCACAUAUCUUGGCUGGAGGUCUUCUACCUCUUUGGUAAUGAAACGGACAGAAAAGACAGGCUGAAGACUGCAGCGUCACAUGGACCGGGUCCAGAGAACGGACAGAAUGGAACCAAAACACACUUAACAAGCUCAUUCACACACAUAUGUCCAUUGUUUAUCCACUGUGAUGAAGCACCAGAAGUGAAGACAGAAUGGACUUGUUGUGGAGACAAUGAUUUAAAUGUUUCUGCGACUGAACAUUUUUGUGUGUCUGUAAGGGAGGCACUAAGAGACUUGAGAUGUACGCACAAGUGCUUUUGUGUGUGUGAGUAAGUGAGUGCGUGCAUGACCGUGUGUGUGUGUGUGUGUGUGUGGUGUGUGAGUGUGCAUACUGUACAUGUAUGUGUUUAUGAGAUGCCUCUUGUGCCAUCCUUUCUUUCAGUUAUGAAAUUCUUUCCCCAGCUGAUUUUAUUUAUCCUCAUUUUGUCCAGACUGGUCUGUAUACAGAUUUAUCACAUACACACACACACACACACACACACACACACACACACACACACACACACACAAACACACACAUGCAGAUGCAGCCACACGCAUAAAUACACACAAGGCACAAAUUUGAUGUGUAUAUUUAUGAAUGUAUGUGCAAUAUUUGAGCGUUGCGUGAUACUGAAGCUUGUUUACACUGGCAUUAUUUUAUUAGAGCUUUUCAUUGUUUAUGUGCAUAAAUGAUUAAUUGGUGUAUUAGAUAUUAGUAUUGCUGAACAACAAAAAGUGAUUGUUUGAAGUGAUUUACGGUCAGGCCCCACCACGUAAGUUUUGAAAAUGGAGCAAAGUGAUGAGACAAAUGACAAAAGUAACUUAUUAUUGCGUUGAUAAAAUGACUUUAGGAUUUUAUCUUUGAAGAAUUAUGCCAUAUCUCCACAGGUGAAGCCAUGCUCUGCUAGUUCAACGUUUGCUCCUGUCUGUUAUUUGGGAUUUCUUUUUCUAACACGGCAGUUGAUAAGACUUCAAAAAGCAGCUGCAGAGAUAAACAGUCCAUAUCAAAAACACACUGUAGACAGUCUGAGGCUGUGUGCCUUACUGCACAUACUCUGUGGCAUUUAACUUUGUCUUUAAUGGUGUCAUUUGUUUAUCUGUUACGAGUGUAUCGUGCUCAGGCAGAUGAAACAAGGCGGUCAGGACAUCGGGAACAUCCUGAGUUUAAAAUGUUGUCAUGUUUGAGUCAAAUUUGGGUUUUUGUAUCAAGUGUGAAGUUUUAUCACAAUAAAGUGUUGUUCCUUUUCUGUA